Messenger RNA from Talaromyces amestolkiae, 786 nucleotides. RefSeq lists its product as uncharacterized. Gene Ontology annotation, molecular function: oxidoreductase activity, acting on the CH-OH group of donors, NAD or NADP as acceptor. The transcript has 3 exons. Lineage: Eukaryota; Fungi; Ascomycota; Eurotiomycetes; Eurotiales; Trichocomaceae. The record is from RefSeq and is a predicted model, not a curated record. The coding region runs from base 1 to 786 and encodes 261 amino acids.
AUGUCAAACAUCCUCCUCAUCGGCGCAACCCGCGGCCUCGGCGCCUCUCUCGCAACCCACUACGCCUCCCUCCCAACCACAUCCACCGUCUACGCAACAACCCGCAGUUACAAAGCUCCCGACACGCCCAAACAUGAUAAAAUCCGCUGGCUCCUCAACGUCGACAUCUCGGAGCCUGACGUCGGCGAUACUCUCGUCUCUCAAAUCGUGCCCGACAGCCUAAAACUCGACACCGUGAUUGUGAACGCCGGUUAUUUCGGGUUCGAGUCCUUUGAUGAACCCGACUGGCAAAAACAGGUGCGCAUGUACACGACUUCAGCUAUUGGGCCUGUAUUCGUGAUUCAGGCGCUCGUCAAACGAGGCCUCGUUAAGGAAGGAGGAGGAGGGAAAAUUAUAUUAAUUUCGUCGGAGGCAGGUAGUAUUACGCUUCGGCAUGAGUCCGAAGGAGGUGGGAAUUAUGGGCAUCAUGCGAGUAAGGCAGCCCUGAAUAUGGUGGGGAAGUUGUUGUCAUUGGAUCUUAAGGAGAAGGGGAUUGUGGUUGGGCUGGUUCAUCCGGGGUUUAUGAGGACGGAGAUGACCAAAGGGGUUGGUUUUGAUAAAUACUGGGAUGUAGGAGGUGCCGUAACACCCGACGAAGCGGCAAAAUCGCUGGCGGAGUUUGUCGAAAAGGAUUUUGAUAUUGAGAAGACGGGGACGUAUUGGGCUCCCAGGGGACCGAGGGACAUUGGCACCGCAGAGCCUGUACUCGGCAAGAACCUGCCAACCCCUUUGCAACUACCAUGGUAG